AUGAAGAGAGUGGAGAGACCACUUCUGCGCCUGGAUAUACAGGGUGUGGCCUGUGACCUUACGUGCCAGAAUGCACUGCCAGUAUUUAACACGGCAUUGCUGCGAAGCUAUGUGAACCUUCUACCUGAAAUCCCGGUGCUGUCCAUGGUCAUCAAGCGCUGGGCGAAGGCCGGCAACAUUGGAGAGGUUCAAUCUGGAGCAAUCUCGUCUUACGCUUGGACACUCAUGGCGGUGUACUACCUGCAGGUCUGUCAUGGCUUGCCUUCCCUUCACGCUUUGUCUCCAUUCGGAGAUCUACGUUCAGAAGCAAAGAUCGGGAAGAAGAAGAAGAAGACGACAUUUGCCCUUGGUUUUGAGCAAAACGCAACGAAGCAGAAACUGAACCAUUCCGUGGGAGAUGUGCUGGGUGGCUUUUUUGAGUUUUACUCGGAGCAGUUCGACUGGGGCAAUGAGGUGGUAUCCGUGAGAUUGGGGAAGCGACUUCCGGCGAAUGAUUCUGAGUUCUCCAUGCUGCCGAGGAAGGAACCCAACGGAUACAGCGACAUACUGAAGAUUGAGGACCCCAUUGAGAUCAGUCGCAACCUGAAUUUUGCAUUGUCCAAGAAGUCUUCACACAAGAUACGUGACCUGAUUACAUGUGCCUGCAGCACGUUGAAGGGCGGUGGAUCUCUCGUAGAUCUCCUUCGGAGCAAGCAUGGCAUCGCGCUCAGUAAUCCCACGGCGGUGGGAAAGCCGUUUGCAAACUUCCGGAAAUAUCGUCUAUCUACUGGUGAGAUGGCUCAGUCCAUGACCAGGAGUCAGAAGUCUGAAGCCAGGUAUCGCUGCUUAGAGUGCUUCCGCUGCUUUCCGGAUAUGACCAGCAUGCAGCAGCACCAGCAGGCCACCAAUCAUUCGGGUAGCCUCAUCUUAUGCAGCGUCGACCCGCUGCCGCCGGAAAACAAGACAAGGGUUCGGGGGAAUUGA
Symbiodinium sp. CCMP2592 is the source of this 963-nucleotide messenger RNA. Lineage: Eukaryota; Dinophyceae; Suessiales; Symbiodiniaceae. The record is from the annotation of a GenBank genome assembly.